AUCGGUCUUCUUCAGAGACUUUGAAGAUGCCAAUUGUUCAUCUUCGAACAUAAAACUAGCAGAGACAAAAUGAAGGCCUCUUUUGUCGAAAUCGAUCGAUUCAAACUCAGUUCACUCUCCCUCCCUUCGCUUUGCCCUUGCGAGCAUGGUGUGUCAUCGAAGACACUAGCAUUCAAUAAAUCCGCCUCGAAACUGAAACUGAAAGUAAUAUUGACUUGCAAUGAAUCCAGAUCCCUCGUUCGGGUUCCUCGGGACCGGAGGUUUGGUGUGAACAGAAAUUGUCGGACACUUACGGCUGUCGCCCGAGCUGAACCUAAUCAGAUCAACGAAGGAGAAGCCAAAGGAUUAUAUCCGGAAGUCGACAAAGGCCCUAAUUCGGAACAAAUUGAAGUCGACGCUGGGAUGGAUCGUAAUGAUAAUUUAGCUUCUGAUCGUCACCAGAGAGCGAGUCAGUUGAAGAAAAGGAUUGUUUUCGGGAUUGGGAUUGGAAUUUGUGUCGCUGGGAUUGUGUUAGCAGGGGGAUGGGUUUUCACGGUUGCUCUGGCUGCUGCUGUUUUUGUGUGUGCACGUGAGUAUUUUGAACUGGUCAGAAGUCGCGGAAUUGCCAAGGGGAUGACACCUCCUCCCCGAUAUGUAUCUCGGGCUUGCUCUGUUAUCUGUGCUCUCAUGCCUAUAUUGACACUGUAUUUUGGUCAAAUAGAUGUUUCUGUGACUUCAGCUUCUUUUGUUGUUGCGAUGGCAUUGCUUUUACAGAAAGGAAAUCCUCGUUUUGCUCAGUUGAGUAGUGCCAUGUUUGGGUUAUUUUAUUGUGGUUAUCUUCCAUGUUUCUGGGUUAAGCUUCGGUGUGGUUUAGCAAUUCCAUCAUUAAAUAGCGAAAUUGGAACUUCAUGGCCUAUUUUUCUUGGUGGCCGAGCACAUUGGACUGUGGGUCUUGUGGCAACCUUGAUUUCUAUCAGCAGCAUAAUUGCAGCUGAUACUUAUGCUUUUAUAGGUGGAAAGACAUUUGGUCGGACACCACUUACUAAUAUUAGCCCUAAGAAGACAUGGGAAGGAGCUAUUGCAGGCUUAGCUGGUUGUAUAGCCACUGCACUCAUAUUAUCAAAGAUUCUGCACUGGCCAACAUCUUUACUGAGUGCUGCAGCUUUUGGAUUCUUGAAUUUCAUGGGAUCUCUAUUUGGUGAUCUUCUUGAGUCAAUGAUUAAACGUGAUGCUGGUGUCAAGGACUCUGGGUCCCUCAUUCCUGGACAUGGUGGAAUACUUGACAGGGUGGACAGCUACAUUUUCACUGGUGCACUUUCAUACUCUUUUGUCAAAACAUUCCUACCACUUUAUGGAGUUUGAAUCUUAAAAUCCCAUCAAUAACCACUCAAAAAAAUAAGGAGAGGCAGGAGAUUCCUUAUUCUUCCAUUUUGUAAAAAUUGCUGGAACAGUAGGUACAUGUGCAGAGUUGGGAACAUGGGAUCAUGGUGCAUUUAUCAUCUCAAUAAAGAAAACUGGGUUUAGGGUUCUAUCUUCACCAGAUUAGGCAGUUUCUCAGUGAAAUCACUGUUCAGGACAACUGGAGUCACCUCAUUUGCAUUAUUCUUGCCUGUGAGAUGAUCAAUACUUGGAUACAGGGUGUCUCUUGCUAUGAAUCUGAGCAAAGUAAUGAAAUUUGUCAGCAUGGACGGGUCUGUCUUGGAUACAGUUGCUUCCGAGGGCAAUAUAUAUGGCAAGAUUUCCUAUUCUGUUAAUGAAAGUAAAAAUUUUAGUUAUUCAAUCUUACAGAAUGCCACCUCAGUAUAUAUAUCAUGUGUUUCUGCAGAAGACAUUAAAAGCUUCAAUUCUGUAAUUGGCCAUUUGGCAAGAUGUGGCAAAGAAAAGAUUCAUUUUUUUUUGUUCUAUA
Telopea speciosissima is the source of this 1885-nucleotide messenger RNA. Its product is annotated as phosphatidate cytidylyltransferase 4, chloroplastic-like. The coding region runs from base 70 to 1341 and encodes 423 amino acids. Gene Ontology annotation, cellular component: membrane. Gene Ontology annotation, molecular function: transferase activity, transferring phosphorus-containing groups. NCBI's taxonomy places the organism in Eukaryota, Viridiplantae, Streptophyta, Magnoliopsida, Proteales, Proteaceae. The record is from RefSeq and is a predicted model, not a curated record. The transcript is spliced from 7 exons.